Sceloporus undulatus (fence lizard) is the source of this 1329-nucleotide messenger RNA. Its product is annotated as protocadherin alpha-13-like. The coding region runs from base 139 to 1290 and encodes 383 amino acids. Gene Ontology annotation, cellular component: plasma membrane. The record is from RefSeq and is a predicted model, not a curated record. The transcript has a single exon. Lineage: Eukaryota; Metazoa; Chordata; Lepidosauria; Squamata; Phrynosomatidae. Gene Ontology annotation, biological process: homophilic cell-cell adhesion. Gene Ontology annotation, molecular function: calcium ion binding.
AAUUGAGCACUAUGACAGCUUAAAAUGGGAACAAAACAGAACAUUUCAAGUUCAAUUGUACCACCUUCUAUCUGGUUUUGACCAGAAAGAAAUAAGGGAGUACAUAUCCUUUUCUGUUCUGCAUGAAAGCUGUUUACAAUGGAUUUGUGGCAACAAGGCAUCUUGCUGAGUAGGCAGCUGCUGCAGCUAGUUCUUCUCCAUACAGCCUGGGAGAUGGGGAGCGGCCAGCUCCAUUAUUCUGUGCCGGAGGAAUCCCAGCAUGGCACCUUUGUGGGCCGCAUUGCCCAGGAUUUGGGGCUGGAAGUGAGUGAACUGGUGCCUCGGAUGUUCAGAAUGGAAUCCCAAGGUGAUGGGGACUAUUUUGAGGUAAAUGUUCAGAAUGGGGUUUUGUUUGUUAAUUCCCGAAUAGAUAGGGAAGAGCUAUGUGGCAAGAUCUCUGUUUGCAUCAUUCAUCUAGAAGUGAUUGUAGAGAAACCUCUGAGGAUCUUUCAUGUAGAGGUGGAAAUCAAAGAUAUUAAUGAUAAUGCUCCCAGUUUUUCUGUAAAUCAGUUAACCUUCUUUAUAUCAGAAGCAACUGCAUAUGGUUCUCGCUUUUCUCUAGAAAGUGCUUCUGAUGCAGACAUUGGCAAAAAUGCCCUUAUUGAGUAUAAAAUCAGCCCAAGUGAAUGCUUUGUUAUUGACACUCAGAAUAACCAGGGGAAAAGCAUGCUUUUGGAGCUUGUUUUAAAAAAGAAUUUGGAUAGAGAAGAUAUCUCUUUGCACCAUUUAUUGCUUACAGCAACAGAUGGGGGUCAACCAGAACUCACAGGAACAGUACAGCUAGUAAUAACUGUGUUGGAUGCAAAUGACAACAGGCCUGUUUUUAAUCAGUCAGUUUAUGAAGUGAGUUUGCUAGAAGGUUCUGAUAGUGGGACCCAUGUUACCACAUUAGAAGCAACAGAUCUUGAUGAGGGGCUUAACAAGGAAAUUAUCUAUGGCUUUAAAAGACCUUUAUCCCUCACUGUUGAAACUAUGUUUGAAAUUGAUCAGAAUACUGGGGAGAUCAGCUUGAAAAGAAAACUAGACUUUGAAGAAGUAAAUCUUUAUGAAGUUCAAGUACAAGCUAUUGACAAAGGACAACCACCAAUGGAAGGGAAUUGUAAAGUGUUGAUAGAAGUUCUGGAUGUGAACGACAAUAGCCCUGAAAUAUUACUGAAGUCACUUUCAGUGCCAGUUCCUGAAGAUUCCCCACCAGGGACUGUGGUGGCUCUGAUCAGCAUCUCAGACAGGGAUUCAGGAGCCAAUGGAUAGUUCUUGUCCAUGAGGCCUCCGGGCUACCCUUCAAACUAC